UGGGGGGGGGGGGCACAACACCAACACCAAAGGCAGAGAGGAUUUCAGGAGUUUCGUAAAGCUGUUCUUUAAUAAAGAUUGAUGGGACCGAGAAUGGAAGUUAAGGACAAAAAUGAACAUCAAUAUAAAUAAAUGAAUGCUAUAUUAUUCACUUGCCUAAUACUAAUUUAUCGCCACGAAACAACGUGACUGAGUGUUGUGUGUGGGGGGGGGGGGUUCUGUGUGGGCAACUAAAAUAUACCUAAAAAUAAAACAGGCAACAUCUUGAUUUUUAGCACCCCAUCCUUGUAGGGUUCCAGUAAGUUUUAGCAGAUUCUUUAUUUCAAGUUUAUUCAGACCUUGUUUUAAUUGUGAAUUAGCAAUGUCCUGAAACAAGUAGCUAUAUUUGACGAAUCACUCGGUUUUUUUAUUUUCACUUAAGUUUAAAUGUAUUUUUUUCCCAUUAUUAUUUUGCUUUUUUUAUUGUUUUCCGCUUUUGUAUCUACCGUAAGUUUGUUAGUUUGUUAGUAUGUUGAAUUGUUUGCUGUUAUUUUAGGUUUGGCAUAUAACAAAAGCAGUACCAAAUAGCUUGUGUGUUGUUGUUUUUUUUGUUUUGUUUUUGUUGUUUUUCAUCUUAACUCUAUAGGUYACAGUUAAUACUAAUAAUAAUGCUGCUAAAAUACGGAUGUUAGUUCCCUUUCGAACAUGAAGACAUGGUUUUAAUAGACUCUUAAUGUCAGUCUUUAUCAAAAGUCAAAAAGGAUGCAAAAAAACGUUACACUAUGCUAUUGCUGCUUUAUUCAAACUAAGUCGGUAUCUAUUCAGUCAUUUUUGCAUGUUUAAAAUUAUGUAAUGCAAAAUACAAGUCCAAAAGAAUGUAAAAAUGGGGGGGGGGGCAGUGUGUUACUCAGGUAUUUUAAAACAUAAACAGGUUAUGUACAAAAUCAACAAAAUAAUGUAGGCAUAAAUAAUUAGGGAAAACUUACUAGACAGUUUAAACUCCAAUGUAGUUUUUCUUUUCUUUUCUUUCUUUCUUUUUUUUUUUUUCUUUAAUAAUGGCAACGCUGAUCCCCUGCAGGAGCCCCCCGGACAGCCUUUGGACGGGGAGUGUCUGCAUAUUAAACAGGCUGGACAGAUUUGGCGAGGCGCCGGCGGAAGCAGCAGGUUGUGGUGGAGGACAACAGAGCGGGACACGCAGCGCAGCUAUCCUCCUCAUCGCUCACCUGUAGCUGUUGUAGUUUACAUAGGAAAAGCAGAGCCAUGGCUCUGACCCAGGAAGCCGUGUUGUGUUUUCUGCUGGAGCGCGGAGGCAAAGUGAAAAACUCCGAGCUGGUGAACCAUUUCAAGAGCCUCAUCAACGGCGGCGAUCCCGCGGGAAAGCAGCACAAUAGAGAGCUGUUCAAGAAGCUGGUGAACAGCGUCGCGGUGGUCAGACAGGUCGACGAGGUGAAGUUCGUGGUGGUGAGGAAGAGGUACCAGGACUUUGUGAAAGAGGAGAUGGAUCAGAGCUUGUUCGGUCAAACCGCGAACAGCAACGCGCGGCGCUCGUCCAGUGCGAGCAAUUACUACAGUGAUGAUAAGAGCUGCGUGGAGAGUUUGCAGGAAAGCAGGCCUGCUGUAUCCACGGCGGAUUCGGCCACGGUUAAAGUCCUGAGUAUCUCCCGAGAUCAGCCGUGCAGAGCGAGUAAAUCCGGGGCUGUGUUCGCUGUCAUAGCAGUCAGAUCCCCAGAGAGAGACUCCGCGGCGGGAGCAAGAGACGGAUUGCGCUCCCAGGUGCAUCAGCAGCAUGGAAACCCUGACAAAGCAGUCAUCCGAGUUCCAUCACUCCCAGCUCUAACUUCUAACUCCUCGUCUCAACAGAGGGAGUUAAUAAAAGAGCCUCAGUGUUGGAAAUCCAAGCAGGCAGGAGCCAAGCAGGCCCCAGGUUCUCCCCUGGUGAGGCCCCAAAACAAGACCCUCAGACAGGCUGAUGAUGAGUCUGUGCCUUUGGAGCCAAUAGCCCAUGAGUGGCUUGUUAAGUGUGCUGCUGGGCUGUGGGGACAAAUAUAUGCUUUGCUGCUGCAGGACACACGCUUGGCACAGAAGAAGGAUUUCAUGUCAGGUUUCACAGCCUUGCACUGGGCYGCCAAGGACGGCAGCUGUGAGAUCAUACACAAACUCAUUGACGUUUCCAGCAAAAGGGGCACCUACGUGAAUGUCAACAGCAAAGCACACGGAGGGUACACGCCUUUGCACAUUGCAGCCAUGCAUGGUCACUCUGAGGUCAUGGUUGCUCUCGUGCAGCGCUACGGAGCCAGCGUGAGCGAAAGGGACAACGACGGCAAGAAGGCGCUUCACUACCUGGGGAAAGGUGCGUCGGCUGAGGUCAGGGCCCUGCUGGGAGGACCUCAGCAGAGCGGAGAGAAGAUGGAGGGCGAGGAGUACAAGGAGCACACAAGAGGCUUCAACACUAUCAGCAAACUGUUCCACCCUCACUUAGGAAAGAAACAUAAAACUUGCAGGUUUGCUCAUGAGUGGUAAGAGGGGCCCACGAGGGAAUCUAGGGAUGUCACAACUGUUAAGAUAUGGACAGCUGGUAAAACAAAAACAUGAUUCGAUUUUAUUUUAACCAAAACGAUAAACGUACCAGAAUCAUCAUUGUUAUUUUGAUUUAGAUUUCAGCAAAUAUGUCAAAUAGUCUCCGUCUUGAUUUAGUUGUGGUUUUGAAGUCCACAUUUUUUCAAGUUAAGUUAUUUAUCCUUAUGUCCUAUAUAUAGAUUAACGCAACCUAAUUUGUCUGGCUGUCUACUUCUGCAGCUGGUCUACAGUGAGCUGGACAGACAUGGCACAUGCGGCUUUCACGUUGGUGGAAAAAGUGAAGGGGCGAAGGGCUGGAUUACUCUUUGAUUUAUAUCGCAAAACUGUGUUUACUCCAGAUAUACGUCUGGUAUAUAAUUUAAAGGACUUUAAACCCUUCGAGAGGCAUGGUGGAAACAUUUUGGUGGAUUUAAAACCUUUGUGUACCUUGACGCAGCCAAUCCACAGCUAGUGUCCACAGUGUACUGUCUUGUACAGCUUUGUACAGUGUAUCACUGGUUUGAUAAGCGUACUAUUUAUGCAUAGUAUAUAAUUUUGGUUUAUUAGUAUUAACGAUGAAUGACUAAUUUUCAACAAAUUAUAUUGUUUAAGUUUUUUUUAACCUAAUGUGUAAAAUACCUGUAGAUGUGACUCUUGAUUUUGUAGCAUUGUUUUUUUUAUGUUGUUGUAUUUAUUGACUAAUGAACACUGACCAUAAAAACACAGCAGUCUAAUGAAACACGGACUUCCAAAAUACAACAUUUGUAGAAAGCACACCGGAUUAAAAACCUGCUAAUUCUUUGUUUUAUAUCCUGAAGCAUCUGAGAUGGCGAGGGGGUUCGACCUCACAUGUUUGAGUCUGCAACCUCUGUCUUUCUCGCACUGGAGAGAUAAUAUUUUUCUAACUUCUUCCCUGGCGCGUUGACUUUAGUAGCGCAGUAAUGGACUGUGCUGCAGGUGUAAGCCAGGAGGAGGUAACAGGGCUGAGCUCUAUGUAAGUAAGUCAACUGGCUCUAGUUGAUGGUGAUACGGCUUUUCUGCAGAAAUCAUCACUUGGACUUGAAAAUCAUUCUAAUGCAAAGCAGCGACUAGACUACGUGAUGUUAUGGAUUUUAUCUAAGCCUUUCAUUCCUAAGAUUAUGCCUUGUGUGAUGUCACCAGAGGCAUGUGUGAUCAAGCUUGCUUUUUGGAGCAUAGAAUUGUCAUUAUUAAAUAACAAUUUAGAUAGAAUAGCAAAACUAAUAUAAACUGACGGAUGUAUCAGUGGUAAACUAAAAUAAUAUGGGUUGAUUUUACAGAAACGUCUAGCUAGUAGCUUUAAAUUCUAUACUAAUAUAAUACAGAUAAUAUUAGUCUAAACCACAGAUUAACCAAUUUUAAAUGUGAAAUAUAAAUUCUCAUCUGUUUCUUGGCAAACUAAAAAUUUGUAUAGACACAUUCUGUAUGUAUUUUAUAACAGUUGAUCUUUUUUUUUGUUAAGUGUGAUACACUUUAAAAAGUACUUCUUCAUAUUUUCUAGUUAAGAAUUUGUCUAAAGUGUAGCAUUAUUAGAUGUUUACAGUUUAUUUGAAUAAAUCCAAUUGGUCCUCUUCUAAAGACCGAGCCUUCCUUUAUUCUCAGACCAAACAUCCAUUACAGCAGGGAUUUUCUGCUUCUUGUUUGAGAGGGUACAUGUUAUGUUUGGUGCACUGAAAAAGUACAAUUUUUUUCUCUUUUGCUGACCCAGAAAAUGAGUCUCUGAAGACAUGAAAAGAGACACAGAUGAUGUCGUCACUAUCAAAACAGCAGCAGAACAAUGUCCUCUUUGUAGUUAGUAGGAAACAAAGCCUUUUCUGCGUGGACAAAAGAUGUUUGCACUCAUAUAAAUAUUAUACUGAACCAAGUGAUUAGCUUGAACAAAGUUUUCUUUGAUAUUGUCAAAGGACUCAUUGAUUAGAAAAGAUGAUCAUUCAAUGAUAGAUCAAAGCUCUAAAGCAAGACAAACUCAAUGCACUUUGACAGAUUUGUAGAACAGGGUUAAUACUCUCUGCAGUUUGCAACAGCUAUGAGGGGUGAGAUAAUAAAAACUUGUCCAAAGCAAACUGGACAAUUUCUUACCAAAACUAAAAUCUAAAACUAAUGACAAAAAAAAGAACAAGGCUAAGUUUAGUUGUACCUUUUCUGAGAUGCACUAUUUUACAAAUGUGUUACAAGAUUCUGUGACUAAAGUAAAACUUUAAAAUUAUGGUGUUUCUGACUGUGUCACAGCCUUGAUGACGAACCAAAUAUGUUCUUAUCUGGUGUAAUGCUAAUCAGUGGAGAUAACACAGCUGUAGGUUCUUCAUAUUUCUCGACGUAAGAAAUGCUUUAGCAUAUACAUCAGGAGAAAAGUUCCAGCUGACUAAACAGAAUAGCUGACAACAAAGUCUUUAUCAGGAGAUCCUCUCAGUUCAGAGACAACAGCAAAUAAAUCACAGUUUAUCUUGACUGACAGUGACACAGCCUUUGGUCUCAGCAACAGAGUACACGUUUUAGACAACCAAAGUUUAGGAGACUAUAAGGUUCUUAAAUUAUUUAUUUUUAAUGCUUUUGUGGAAAAUACAAUUCAAUUUUGUUCAGUUUUGAUUUGCAUUCCGUGCUGCACAAGGAAACUACAACAAAUUAGGAAAGGUAUUCAUGCCCUUUAAAUUUUUCCAUAUUUUAUUACAGUGAUAAACUUUCUGUUUGGGUUUACUGUAAUGUGAUACAUUAAAACUGUAUAUUUGUGAUUAUGGCUCUAAACUUAUUUUACAGAUUAAAAUGCUGAAACUGCUGAAGCCCUUUUGAUUACAGGAAAACAUGGAAGCUAACCUAAAAGCUGAUUCUAUUUAUGCAUUUUUUUCCCCUUCA
This is a messenger RNA of Poecilia reticulata (guppy), 5403 nucleotides long. RefSeq names its product sosondowah ankyrin repeat domain family member Ab (gene sowahab). Gene Ontology annotation, molecular function: protein binding. The record is from RefSeq and is a predicted model, not a curated record. NCBI's taxonomy places the organism in Eukaryota, Metazoa, Chordata, Actinopteri, Cyprinodontiformes, Poeciliidae.